AGAUACUUCUAGAUCUUUUUUUGGAGGGAAUUGACUAGCAAUUCACAGUCGGAUGGUCACCCUAGGGGCGGUGACUUGUGUAAGCAUAUUGGCAUGAGAAUUGUAUCGAUUCAUUUUGAAUAUUGUUAAGUGUGUAAACAUAGAAGUAGUGCAGUGUGUCAACACCUGCACUUUUUUGGCUCUUGCGAUAUCAAUAUCUAUGCACCUACAGCAACAGCUGUAUGGAAUUGAAUAUAGUCUGAGGUUGUGCAAAUAGACAUUGAUUGCUUGAUAUCUGUUUUAGUCUUAUUGUCGUCCGCAGCGGCUCAUAAUUCAACUUUCAUCUUGUCCGAAACCAACCUCUUCAGGAAGAAAAGUGUCAGCGUAGUGAUUGACAACUCCCCUGCUGUAGCCCAGACUGACAGAGGCACACACGCAGAGUGCGUUGUUGAGCCACUUCUCUCGAUUCAAAACUAUAUCUUGCAUAGAAGCCUGCACCUAUAAAAGCCUUGUGAAGUUUCUUGUGUUUGGCAACCGGCCGUGUUUUGUCAGCACAUUUUGGGCGCCUCAAAUCCACUGUGUCAGUACUCUACCCAAUAAUUUUUCACUUACGAAUCGACAUACUGCGAUUUCAUUUAGAAAAAAUCUGCCAAGAUCAACCGCAGUGAUUAUUUUCUUCUCUCUGGCUUGCUGUUUUUCUUUUUUAUGUAGUUGUGGUGCCAGUUACUUUCUUACUCCAAGUCAGGCACUUUUUCCUUAUCCUUGUAGAGUAGCGCUCGUUCUUUCAAUUGUGCCGAUUUCUCUUUCAGCAGAGUCGUGCCAUCGAUUGAACAUCGAGCUCGUUUGGAGAAGUCGGAUAAUCUUCGCAACCGUACUGGCGCUAGCACAACGCUGUGUCUGUUGCACGUGGUAAACUACGAAGAGAAGGUCCGCAGCAACUUUCUGCAGAACCUGAAUCGAAAUUAAGUAAAUAGAUACUCUAAGUACAGAGGGGUGGAGCGCCGCGAGCAGGACGAUGUCGGCCGUUCCAGAAUUGCCGAAGCGUGCCUCCGGCACGAUGAAGAUCGAUGCGGGCAAGGACUUUUUGGAGGCCUUGCGCAUGCAGAUCGAUGCGAACUUGGCACACUACGAACGGACCCCGGGACCGCUUCAGAUGAGUAAGCAGGACGAGUUUGACCUGGGGCAGUUCUCCACACAGAAACGCUUUGAAAAGGAACUCACCAAGAGCACCGGGCUCAAGGUCAAGCAAAUCGUGCACAACGCGUCCCCGGCGAUUUUGUAACAUAUUUUUCAUGUUUAAGUAACAAGUUUCAGGAUCCGGUUUCUAACCUGCUCAUGAAGUACAUGGAGAAACUGAAUAAACGUCUUCAAUUACUUCGCCGGUGAAGUCCAAGAAUGUUUGGUGUCCAAAUCACAGGUAUGAGGAGGCGCUGCGUGCAGAGGAAGGUAGCUACAUCUCGAACACCGGAGCGCUCGUUGUUUCAAGUGGGGCGAAGACAGGUCGCUCUCCAGCGGACAAGCGGAUUGUUGAUGAACCCAUCGGCUGGUGGGCGUUCACAAACGAAGUCUGGUGGGGAAAGGUACGUUCUGGUUUCGUUCUUCCACUUAAGUUGAGUCACAUGAUAGUUUUCUGCCGUCGCUAGUGGUGCCGUCAAUAGAACGCGCCAGCCUGGUGUUGGUAAAAAUGAUCCUUCUAGGCAUUAUGUACGAUGUCUGCAUGUGUGUCGGAGCGUUGGUUCUAGAAAUUGAAAUUAGAACAACUACUAACCGACAGGUGAAUAUCAAGCUUGACGACGAAUCGUUUCUGAUCAACCGCGAACGUGCGGUGGACUAUCUCAACUCCCUGAAAAAAGUGUACGUUGUGGACGCGUACGCAGGGUGGGAUCCCAAGUAUCGCAUCAAGGUGCGCGUGAUCACGUCUCGGGCCUACCACGCACUUUUCAUGCAAAACAUGCUGGUCAUGCCGGACUCUAAGGAGGAGUUUGGCAGCCCAGACUUCAUCAUCUACAACGCCGGCUGCUUUCCCGCCAACCGCUACACCUUAUCCAAAUGGAAAGCGCCCUGCUCGCAGAACUUGAAAAGCGAUAAAUAUAAAUUUUCUUUGCAAAGCGUCCGCUACAUUUAGAAUGUUUAGUCUUCUACAAGCACGGGAACGGGAUGGCAGUCGCGACGCGGUUUGAAGCGCGCUCGCAUCACGGUUGCCCUGACAUCAAGUUUGACCACGCGUUUACAGGAGUACUUCUCUGCAUUAAAAAAUGUUUAUUAGGGUAUUCAUUCUGUUUCUGGAAGACGGCCCAAGGAUUCUAAGCAUACUAUUCCAGCUCAGAAUGCCAGUAUUUUGCAAAUCUAGGACUGAGAGCAGGGACUGGUUUCAGUAUGAUAAAAGAAGGGAAUGACCUCCUCCACCUCCGUCUGCAUGCACUUUCGCCGGAAGGAGAUGGUGAUCCUGGGCACUGAGUACGCUGGGGAAAUGAAGAAGGGAAUCCUCACCCUCAUGAUGUAAGCCGAGAUUUUUUUUCUGUUGGUUGUACCAGCCUCUGUCUCGCUCAUUCCAUUCCUCUAUCGUUAUCACGGAAGAGCGUCGUGCUUGCAGUUGGUGUUAAGUAGUUGGAGCGGGUGAAGAGAGCACUGAACUUUUUUUGAUAGAAGUUAGUGCUUGUCAUAUGAUUGAAUGACUCCUUAUCCUCGCAAAGAAAAAGAAAAAAAUCUGCCAAAACUUUGAGUAUCACGCAAGAAUGCAAAUACUCAUCAACAGGUAUGCGAUGCCGCAACAACGCCAACUGCCGCUACACAGUUCCUAUCCUUUGAAAAAGUAUCAUACUCAUGUGUAGAAGUCGCAAUAUUUGUAUAAAUCAUUGAGAUUUGCCAGCCUUUUGACAUUUUCAUCCUCUGCAACUAAAAAAAUACACUGCUUCAACCGGCACACGUCGGAAUCAGCGUAUGCGCGUAUGUGCGAUCGGAAAAUGAACAUGAUACAUUUGCAGUGGAUUGCACCUGCAAUGUUGGGAAGUCGGGCGAUGUGAGUUUCUUCUUUGGCCUCUCCGGUACCGGAAAGACCACCCUUUCUGCGGACCCGGACCGAUACCUCAUCGGCGAUGAUGAGCAUGUCUGGACAGACACUGGCGUUUUCAACAUCGAGGGCGGGUGCUACGCAAAGGUGCAGAUUUUUGAUUUUACUACCCUUUCGAAGGAAGCUUCGCGGGGCCGCUUCGUGCCUGCUACUCAAGUAUCUACCACGUAGAUACAAAAAUCAAAAUGCAGUGCGCAACUUUAGGUAGGGAGAUAACUGAAGAAAGGAAAAUCCGAAGGCGUAAAGUUCCGCGCCACAGUUCUGCGUGCAAAUGUCGUGGAUCGGCCAUCGGGCCUUUUCUACGUUGAUUAAGAUGAGUAGUGUACUUUUUACAUAUAGUGACCUACACACCAGUAGCACUACCAGUUUAUAAAAAAAAGGAUGAGCGGCUUCUUUUUCUCUCUACAGGCCAUCGACCUUUCCCGCGAAAAAGAGCCGGAAAUUUUCGACGCAAUCCGGUUCGGGGCGGUGGUAGAAAACGUGGUGUUCGAUCAUACCACCCGGGUCAUCGACUACUACGACACCAGCAUCACGGAGAAUACCCGGGCGGCCUAUCCGCUUCAUUACAUCCCCAACGCCAUGAUCCCGGCCAAGGUGGACCGUCACCCAAGCUCCAUCAUCCUCUUGUGCUGCGACGCGUUUGGCGUGUUGCCUCCGGUGAGUAAACUGACCGCGGCCCAGGUGCAGUACUACUUCAUCUCGGGCUACACCGCGAAGGUGGCCGGGACCGAGCAGGGCGUCACGGAGCCGACCGCCACCUUCAGUGCAUGCUUCGGAGCCCCCUUCCUAGUGUGGCACCCCAUUGUGUACGCCGAGAUGCUGGCCCAGAAACUUGAGGAGCACACCUGUCACGCCUACCUGUUGAACACGGGUUGGUCUGGUGGCGGCUACGGAGUCGGAAAGCGCAUGGAAAUCAAGUACGAUCCCAUUUUUAUUCGAGUUGUCAGGAGUUUUUCUUUUUUCUCCACUCCUUAUUGUUUUCCCUGUGGUCAGUCACUCAAAACCAAAAGCAAGACCAAUUGGCAUAGUGGAACUGGAGGUGGUGGUUCGACCUCCGGUGCAGUGAAUGAGUCUGAGCUGUGCAACGAAGAAUUGCCAUAUCUGAGCCCAUCUGUAGAUAGUUCAACCGAAUUUGUAAUUUCGAAAGAUCAUUUAAACUUAGGCGUGCGAAGUAUUUAUUCCUACUAUUGCUGAUAUUGCAGGCACACACGAAAGUUGGUGAACGCGAUCCACAACGAGAGCAUCCUGGAUAUGGAGUUCUCAAAUGUUACAUUCUCAACUGUUACAUGAAUUUGUAAUGCAAGAACGGCGAAAGUGAAAGGGGGAAGAUAAAGAUUGCGCCUUUUGCAUUACAGAUUUGGCACAGAUUUAGAUGCUGUUUAGCCCUUCGGAUAAAUAUUUGUCAUGCGAAGCAGCUUAAUCGUGGCGAUCCUGGUGGUAACAAAUCGUGCAUGACAAACCAUGUAACAGUUGAGAAUGUAGUAACGUUUGAGAGCCCCAUACUGGAAACCGAGUUUGAAGAGAUGCCGCUCUUUGGGCUGCAGAUGCCGAAAAGCAUCCCGGGCGUGCCCAGCGAGAUUAUGAACUGCAAAAGUAUCGUACUCGUAUAAAUGCAUUACAAAUUUUCUCAGCAUGAGAAAUAAAAUUUGUAAUGCUGAUUUGCCUUGACAAAGAAAUUUGUAAUGCAAGACCUGCAUUAAUACGAGUACGAUACUUUUGCACAGCAUAGAGAUCUUGAAUCCGCGAAAGUCGUGGUCCGACCCCAAGGCCUACGACACGUCCUUGAACAAGCUCUACGAACUAUCGUAUUUAAAAACGUCCCCACCCCAUAGUUGUAAUGCAAAUCUGCAUGCUGAGAAUGGUUCUCAUGCGGAGCCCCAUGAGAAGCAUUUUCUAGUCGUGUUUGGCAAUUUGUCAUGCUCCAAUCAGCAUGGUAUGCUAGAUCUGUGAUGCUGCUGAGCUAGCUCGAACAGCACUACACUACGAAUGCAAAUUUGUCAUGCAAAACAGCCAAAACUUGUGGAUUUGUCUAGCCGAUUCCCCAUCUUGACUAUGGUGUGGGUACGUUUUUACUCAGGAUACGAACUCUUUCGUGCCAACUUCGUUGAGUAUGCCGACAGGUGCCCACUAGAGGUCCGGAAGGCUGGCCCCUACUUCUAGGUGCAAUGUGCGUGAGGACCCUGAAGAUGCAUGUCGUACGACAGUUGUGUUCAUAUUGUUUAUUUCAGCAAAAACCACAUGGUAAAUAAUACCUGGAAAAACGUGGAAAUGGGUGAGGUGAUUAUCUAACCCGUGCUACUUUUCCAAGCCCACGCUUGCACUGCAGCGAAAACGAUCUUCACCCUCUUUGGUGAAGUCCGGUAUCCCACAUGAUAAAUUCCUCUGUGAUGUGAACUAAAUUUCAUAGCGACCCUCGCCUUUAGUGCUUAUUUGACUCUACGCAUACUACUUAAUAAACAAAUAUGUUUUAUGUGCCAAUAGAGGGCAUGUGGCGUUAAUGUCCGUCGUUUUCGAAUACUCCAGUCAGUGAUGACAUAUUGUUUCGUGGACGGCGUUGACUUUCACGCGCAUAUCUACUAUUGUUGCGCUUCCGACCUGCAUGUAGUUCUGGUUUUUACACACGCAAGCCAGCGAAGAUGAUCAUCUGUCAAUUUUGUGCUAGUGUACUAUCUAUUUAGGUGCAUCGAGUUCGAGUUUCGAUAUAUCGAUAUGGUGUGACAAAGUCCAAGAGUCAACUAGUACUAGUAGAUCGUUAGAUCGACGGAAUUCACCUUGCUUUGGUUGUGAGCUCAUGCAGCUAGAAAAUCCAGCGAACUUCUUUCUCUGUCGUUUUUGCGCGGGCCGCAUCAUGUUGAUUUUUGGAACUGUAUAGUAUUGCUUGUGCGACACCUAGAGUUUUUUACCGUGUGCAGUUGUAUGAAUGUGGGCGCGCUACUGCUGCCGGACCAAGCAAGAGCACGGAGGUCAUUAUGACUACCAAUAGAAUUAGAAGAAGAUACUACAUUGUACAGCAAUGUUGGUCCCGCACCACGGCGCCGUGAAAAAAUCUAAAGACAAGAGAAAAACACCCAAGCAUGACGUUUCAGUUUCUGUGUAUGACGAGCAUCUGUUUAUAUGCUGUCAACGAAAUAAAAUCUUGAGCAAGAUCCUACCGCGCACGCAG
Amoebophrya sp. A120 is the source of this 6212-nucleotide messenger RNA. The record is from the annotation of a GenBank genome assembly. Lineage: Eukaryota; Dinophyceae; Syndiniales; Amoebophryaceae.